Zerene cesonia (dogface butterfly) is the source of this 938-nucleotide messenger RNA. RefSeq lists its product as uncharacterized. Lineage: Eukaryota; Metazoa; Arthropoda; Insecta; Lepidoptera; Pieridae. The transcript has 6 exons. The record is from RefSeq and is a predicted model, not a curated record. The coding region runs from base 8 to 814 and encodes 268 amino acids.
GAAAGAAAUGGCAAAUACAGGAAAUACGAGUGCUGUUUUUUUUCUUGGAUCUAGAGCACACUAUCAGGUACUAGACCAGCCGGAAACCUACGACCAAGACAGUGGUAACACAUCAACAGAGACAUUAUACCAGAACGCCUCUGUAGAGGAGCUCUGGAAGGAGGUGGAUUGUGAUAGUCCCAAUUGCAAUGAGCGAGCCUUGUGGAACUACGAGCCUGAUGUUAAUGUUAACUUCGAAGCAGAUACCGGCAUUAAGAAGAGAAUUAAUCGCCAAUCCAGUAAUGCUCUAUUAUGUGAUAAUAUGCAACCGGCGGCUUUGAAUGAAGUCCGUGACAGUGAUACAGACAAACACAAGCCGCGCCGUACAUUCCUGUCGUUCCUGACGUCGCUGACGCGUCGGAAACGCCGCGUCGACAACGCUCAGUAUCUGAAGCGCAUGGAGAACGUGUUGACGACCUGCACGUAUAGGGAGUCCUGCCGGUGUUUAGAUUGCCAGAGCCGAUACUUUGAAUAUGAAAGCGACACCGAAGACUAUAAUUCGGAAGAAGAUUAUACUUACAACUACAACGUGAACGAUGUAGAAGCUCAAGCUAUGGAUAACGAUGAAUCAGAUGACGAGGUGUUCGUCCCCUACAAUCCAGGUGAUAAUACAUCGACAGAUCUACUUCUAGACGACACGGAAACCGUGACGUCAGUAUCGAGCGCGAGUGAAACGGAACAGCCGGUCGAGAAACAGAUACAACUAGAGGUCGCCGCAAGCACUUCCGCCGUGCUGAAUGUGCUUCUGUUCCAUCCGGGCUGUAUUGUGCAAUAAAAAAAAGGAAAUAAAUGAUAAAAAAGUUGUUUAACUUUAGUGUAUUCGUGCAAAAAAAUGGGAAUUGAUUAAAAAAUAGUUGUCAAACUUAGAAGAUAGAAGCUAGUUAUCGAGUAUCGUGCAA